AUGGUCGCAACAACGCUCGGGUAACAACGAAACUUUAAGCAUUGGUAUCUAUAAUAGAUAAAUACUAUUAGACAAAAUAGAUAUUACAGCGCGAAUCCGAAGACGACGACGAUUGGGCUGACAGCCCCGACAAACCGGACAAUAUGUCGAGAUGGGCUGGGCAACCGUCCAUAAAGGGCAGCACCGAAGCCGUGCGUAUGGCUCUGCUAACCCUCAACACCAUCGGCAUAACGUUCGUCUGGGGAGUAGAGCAGACCUACUGUACUCCCUACCUCCUUUCCCUCGGCUUGACGAAGAGUAAAACUUCCUUGGUGUGGAUCGCCGGUCCGCUUUCGGGUCUUAUUGUCCAGCCCAUCGUCGGCGCAUUGGCAGACGAAUCGACGUCGAAAUGGGGGCGGCGCAGGCCUUUCAUCGUUCUCGGCUCCAUAUUAUCGGCUUUCUGCCUUCUCACGUUGGGCUUCACAAAAGAGAUAGUAGAAUUCUUCGUACCCGAUCACCCUGCAACACAAACUGUUACGAUAUCUACGGCUGUCUUGGCUAUAUACGCGGUUGACUUCUCCAUCAAUGCCGUAAUGUCCGCGGCAAGGAGCUUAGUCGUUGAUACGCUUCCAAUCGAGAAGCAACAGACAGGAUCCGCAUGGGGUAGCAGAAUGUCAGCCAUUGGCCAUGGAAUUGCUUAUGCGACCGGUGCUAUUGACUUGCCGUCGAUUCUUGGGACAUCCUUAGGCGAGACUCAAUUCAAGCAAUUGACCGUCAUUGCCGCUUUGGGGCUUGUUUUCACCUGCGGAGUCACCUCUUGGGCAGUCACAGAGAGGAUCUUGAUCGCCCCGAGACAUGACCCUCGCAAGGAAGAUGGAGGGUUUAAGGUUGUCAGCCAAAUAUGGUCGACUAUAGUACAUCUCCCGCCUCGCAUACGAGCAAUCUGCAUGGCGCAGUUUUGGGCAUGGAUCGGAUGGUUCCCCUUUCUCUUCUACAGCACGACAUGGAUAGGGGAGACGUACUUCCGCUACGAUGUCGUUCGUGAAGCAAAAGAUUCGGGGGAUGCGUUAGGCGAGAUUGGUAGAGUUGGAAGCGAAGCUUUCAUUAUUUACUCGGUUAUUACCUUUCUAGGAUCGUGGAUCUUGCCCAUGGUCAUUAAAUCUCCGGAUGACGAGAGUUAUACGCAACGUCCUCCAGAGGCACUCAGGGGCGUCGUUGAGAACCUCAAUAAGUAUAAGCCAGAACUUCUGACAGCGUGGAUGUGGGGCCACGCAACUUUUGCCGGUGCUAUGAUGUUCGCUCCAUUUGCGAAGAGCUUCAGAUUUGCGACCUUCCUUGUUUGCCUAUGUGGAUUGCCUUGGAACAUAGCGUCGUGGGCACCUUCUGCUUUCCUUGGGGUUGAGGUUAACAAGCUAAGCGGUGCAACUGGACCCAACGCUUCAUAUCGUCGCCUAUCACAUCCCUCGCCUAUAGAGAUGGAGGAACUCAACGGAUCCAUCUUAGACCCGGAUGAUUCACGGAGCGGUUCUAAGUCAAAUCCGACAGGCCAAUUGUCCGGCGUUUAUUUCGGCAUUCUGAACAUUUAUACGACGAUACCCCAGUUCAUCGGCACAAUCCUCAGCACCGUUAUCUUCAGCAUUCUCGAGCCAGGCAAAAGUCCCGAAUUGGCACAUAACGCACAUCCAAAUGAACACCACGGAACCGACGGGCCUAACGCGAUUUCCGUAUGUCUGUUCAUCGGGGCUUGCAGCGCGGUCAUGGCCAUAUUCGCGACCCGGAAGUUGAAAUAUUUGUGAGGCUCGCUUGUAUUAGACUUGUAUGGUAUGGAUAGGUGGGUAGCAUUACGGGGCAAAAUUACUUCUAUUAUGACUUUGUAAUGGCUCUGGGGGUGUGUUAUAAAACGGGCUUGGUGGAUAAAGGCGUUCAGGGGGUUGGUUUAGGGGUAUGGUCGUCAGCCUAGAAUUGAUUUGAAUUUCAUUGUGUUAUCCAUGGAUGACAAAAUUCGUUGCGAGACAAGAGUGCUAAUGAUGAAAAUUCAACUGUAUUAAAGGUAAGACCGACUGAAUCGAGGCCAGAUUCUUUGAAAAGGGGCAAUGCUCGCUAUCCCUAUUACUUGGAUAGAGUUCAAGGAUUCCUGGUAAAAUAUCUUGAUUAGAUAACGACCCCACUAUAAUUUAUAUCACAGUUCACACAUUUCCC
This is a messenger RNA of Annulohypoxylon truncatum, 2178 nucleotides long. RefSeq names its product MFS general substrate transporter. NCBI's taxonomy places the organism in Eukaryota, Fungi, Ascomycota, Sordariomycetes, Xylariales, Hypoxylaceae. Gene Ontology annotation, molecular function: sucrose:proton symporter activity. The transcript is spliced from 7 exons. Gene Ontology annotation, cellular component: membrane. The record is from RefSeq and is a predicted model, not a curated record. The coding region runs from base 144 to 1775 and encodes 543 amino acids.